This is a messenger RNA of Helianthus annuus (common sunflower), 1239 nucleotides long. Its product is annotated as golgin candidate 6-like. The record is from RefSeq and is a predicted model, not a curated record. The transcript is spliced from 3 exons. Gene Ontology annotation, molecular function: zinc ion binding; nucleic acid binding. Gene Ontology annotation, cellular component: endoplasmic reticulum; Golgi stack; ER to Golgi transport vesicle membrane. The coding region runs from base 1 to 1239 and encodes 412 amino acids. Gene Ontology annotation, biological process: transcytosis; intracellular protein transport; endoplasmic reticulum to Golgi vesicle-mediated transport. Lineage: Eukaryota; Viridiplantae; Streptophyta; Magnoliopsida; Asterales; Asteraceae.
AUGGUGACUCCCGAAUUUAAGCGCGUUGAGCACUACAUUUGGGGACUGGCCCCAGAGUUUCGCGGCAUGGUAACUUCAGCCAAACCCCAAACAAUUACUGAGGCUGUAACUCUGGCUGUCAGCCUUACUGAAGAUUGUGUUCGUAUGAAGAAGUUAUCGUUAAACCUAACUGAAAAGACCGAGACGCAUGCUGAGUCGUCUGGUGACAAGAAGAGAAAGCAUUCAAAUCUGAGCCAAGCAACCCGCAGCAACAACAAGGGUUUGAACAACAAGAAGCGUGACACUAACCCACCUAGGGAGGCAAAAACCUUCGCAGUUGCAAAUGAGUCUGGAGCUAAGAAAUAUCAGGGCACUCUGCCCAAGUAUAACCGCUGUGGCUUUCACCAUGUGGGAAACUGUCGCGUUGGGAAGUGCGAGAACUGCGGAAAGUCAGGCCACCGUACCGAGGAUUGUUGGGGCAAAGGUAUUGGAGGCCGCAAUGGUAAUGGUAAUAGGAACGGGAAUGGAAACCGUAACGGUGCUGGUAAUGGGAACGAUGGUGGUAAUGGAAAUGGCAAUGAUAACCGGCCUCAACCAUGUAAACCGUUGACCAGAUCAAAUGCUAAUAGUAUGGCGGAGAUGGAAGAUAUUGAUGAUAAUGAAUUAACUGAUAAUCGUAACGAUGACGAUCCAAUGCUUGCUUCGAUGUUUGACUCCCAAUUUGUCAACUUUAUAAAGAGUCUGGAAGGUGGUAUUAGAGAUAGUAUUGUGCAAACAUAUAGUCAUCCAAAGAGCAAUGUCUCGGUUGUGCUUGCAGAAUUGGAACAGAAAAAAGAUGAAAAUGAUCGCGAUUAUAUUAAGCGACUCAAAUUAUUUGUUGAGAAGCAGUGCUCUGAGAUACAGGACCUUCUUAAUAGAAAUGCAACAUUAGCCGAGGACCUAGCAAAUACAGAUGGGGGUGGUUCAGCCGACACUGAACCUAGAUUGAACAAUGGGUCAGAGAGGGUGCAAAUAGCGACACUAAGAAGAGAUCUUCAAGAAGUCUCUCAAUGGUUAGAAAUGCUUAAAACCGAGAAUUCAAAUAUUCAAAACGAGGCGUUAUCUUACAAAAACUUGGCUGAAAAAAUGGAAACGGAUCUAAAAAGUCUCUCGGAUGCGUACAAUAGCCUAGAACAAGCGAAUUAUAGUUUAGAAAUGGAAGUAAGAGUGUUGAAGAGUGGUGAGACAAAUACUUGUAAUUCUAGUCUCAUACCCAAUUGA